UAAGAUCACAUCUAGUGGAAUAAACUACUAAAUAUUGUUUUAUCUGUGUAACAUCUGCACGCGAAUAAAAAAAAUUGUAGUGACAGUAAACAAUGGAUGUGAUAAGUUUAUUAAUAUGUUAUAGUUUUUUUAUUGUGCUUCCGAUUAUCGUUAUUAUCAUUGGAUCAAGAACAUUAAUUAUUAACUUCUUUACUUUACAAGGUUUAUUGUGGAGAAUACUCAGGUUCCUAAGUAAAAGUGUAAAUAAAAAGUUUAAAGAAAAAUAUGCUCAGACAAUUGACAGCUUGAAAGAAAACGUUGAAACCGAAAUUAUCAUUCCUACAAUAAAACAUUCUGAAGAACAAAGUUUUUAUGGUAUAGAUCAGGAAGGAAACAGCUUGUUGUUAAGAAUUACCCUAACAAAAAACACAGUAACCACCGUCUAUCUGAAUUUAAAAGUUCAAAAUGAUACCUACACUCUACCAGUUAAAAAUGGGAUUUUGGAGACUAAUAUUCCGAAAAACCGUUGGAAAGUGGAUGGUUUAAAUAUUGAGAUCGUCGAGCCUUUCAAAAGAUUAAGGAUCUGCUUUAAUGGAAUAUUGAAAACUCAUACAAAUACCACCGAUCAUAUUCAAUUUAAUUUUAUUUUCAACGCCUCAUGCUCACCAUUUUACUACCCCUGUGAUAUUGAUAAUUUAAUAUUUAGCAAAUUCCUCUUACUUGAAAAAGUCAAACGUAUCUUCAACUCUUCCAGUCAACCAAUAUUGGAUGACCAAAUUGAACUUAUUCAGUUCGGCGUUUUGAAAGGGUUAUUAAGAAGAAACUCAUCAGAAGAGAUUGAGCUACAUUUGCCUACCUGUAGAACGAGGUAUAAAGGGGUAGAAAGUAAAUAUGUUUACAAUAAAGUGUUUUACAUAAAUGCUAUUGAUGUGUGUGGAAAUAGCUUUCAUAUUGGAAUAAAACAAUUUAAAAAUGGAACUUUCAGUUUCGUUUAUGGCUUUUCAUACCUAACCGCAAGAGACCAGAGAUAUCCAAUUACUAGCAUACAUAUUAAGGAGUUUUCAUCAGGAAAAGGAAACAUAUUACCAGAGUAUAUCAUCGUUACAGUGAAAGCAAAUAACAAAACUUUUAAAAUAAAUAUAUUGAUACAUAAGACUGAAAUUCAUGAAGCAAAAACUAGUUAUAAAAACGGAUAUGCUAUAUAUACCGCAGCUUGUGGUUGUAAUAUUAACGCAAACGAAGGAAGAGCUUGUGUCGAAGCUAGGUAUCCAUUCGAAGGUCCAAAUGACUUUGUUCCUGAAAUAAGACUUACGGAGAAAAUAGUCGAUUCGUUACCAAAUAUACUAUUGUCUGAUAUAAAAGAUGAAAGUUCUCAAAUUGUUGAUCUUACUGGAGGAAAGGGAUGUUCGCUAGCGUUGCUAGUAUCUCUAAAAUCACCUGAGUUUAAGAUUCCAGAUGGCUUUAUCAUAACAGUAAAUGCUUACGAUCUUUAUAUUAAAGGCGAACUACUACGAGAAAUAAAUUCACUCAGUGAUAUUUGUUGUGGAAAAAGAGAAGGAAAGCUUGAAGAUGCAUGCAAGAGGACGGUCAAAUGCUUUAAAACCCAAACAUUUCCAGAAAAUCUCAAACAACAAAUCAUCUUACAGCUACAAAAGUACCCAAACGAAGCUGAUCGGGUAAGUUGGGCAGUGAGAUCUUCUGCUGUUGGUGAAGACUCGGAACAAUUUUCAUCAGCUGGACAAAAUGAAACUUUCUUAGGUUGCCAGUCACACGAACAGAUCUUAGAAGCUAUCCAGGCUUGUUGGGCAUCUUUAUAUACUUACCAAAGUGUGCAGUAUAGAUGGCAGCAUGGUGUUCCCGUUGUUACAAGUAUGGCAGUUGUGAUACAAAAAAUGGUAAAAGCAGACAGUGCAGGAGUACUUUUUACAUGUCAUCCUUCUACUUGUAAUCCAUCUCAGAUGGUCAUUACUUCAAACUUUGGACUAGGAGAGACUGUUGUAUCUGGCGAUUCGGAUCCUGACACAUACAUUUUAAACAAAAGCAAUAACAUUCAAGUCGAAAGCAAAAUUUUGGGUACUAAAAAUAAAGUAUUAACUUUAACUGAAGAGGGAUUACAAGAAGCUACUACACAAGAAGAUAUUUUCAGUUUAAAUGAUGAACAGGCAAUUAAGUUAGGAAAAGUUGGAUUGAUUCUAGAAAAAGCGUUUGGAAAUCCAAGAGAUAUUGAAUGGGGAUUUUAUAAUGGACAGCUAUUUCUAUUCCAAUCUCGUCCCAUUACGACUCUAACAACGUGGACAGACUACGAGCUCAGCCAUGAACUAGACUUUCCACAACUGACCAAAUUUAGUGCCUGUACAACAGCAAAUAUCAGAGAAGUCGUUCCGAAAGCUAGUACAGUAUUAUCUCGAACUAGCUCGCUGCGAUGUUUGGAUUGGGCUAUACAAAAACUGGUAACUUGUAAUUUUGAUCCAGCCAGUAUGAAAGCUUUAAUUACCUAUCAACAUAAUGUAUUCUUGGAUGUUAUCAAAGGUAUACAUAUGAACACUAAACAAGAUAUAGAAGUAUCUUCCAUAACUGUAGAUUUAGCUAUAUUUGGCCAUAGAGUGAUAGACAAGAACUUAAAUGAUAUAUGUAACAAAAUUAGAGAAUGCUCAACGGGUUAUGAUACUCUUAGGACCCUACUUUGGUCCAUAAAAUGUGCUUGGCAAAAUCACGACAUUAAUAAAAGAGCUCAAAACCUAGUUAAAACGUUGGACUUUGAAACAGCAUCACUUCAGGAGUUAUAUGACAAAAUUGAUAGAGCUUUGGCAACUAACGUAGAAGAAAUUGCUAGAUGCCAUUCCCAUACAACCGGAGUAUCUGUUUUUUAUCAAAUGCUUACGAUGAAUAUUAUCCUCGAAGGAAAACAAGAUAUCACCGACGACCAUAUCUCUGAUUUUGCUCUAAUCCUUUCGUCUUGUGAGGACGUAAUAUCUGCGGAAGUUCCAAAAUAUUUAGAACAAAUAGCGUCUACCCUAAAAAACGCAGACAGUAAAGAAACAUUUAAAAAUAUUUAUGCGCCAGAAGGUGUAACGUGGUUAAAGAAUAAUUGUCCUGUAGCUUAUGCAUUAUAUACGGAAUUCAUGGAAAAACAUGGUCAUCGUAGUAGAGGAGAGUUUGAAAUAAUGGAAGAAACUUGGAAUGACAAUCCGUCACAAGUAAUCGCAAUGAUUCAAGCAAAUUUAGGAGUAGAGAGAAAAGAAAAGAAUAGAAUGGAUAUUGAUGAAAUUAUUAAGAAUUUGAAAUCACCAAGAAGUUCUAUGACAAGAUUUCUUGUUAAGUUUCUUCUAAAAAAAAUGCGCGUUGCAGUGGGUAUCAGGGAACAAACCAAGUCAGUAUUGGUGCUAGCCAUAGAUAAACUAAGAAAAGCUUACAAAAACUUAAGUAUUCAGAUGGUCCUAAAUGGCAUAUUACCUCAUAAGGACCUGAUUUAUCAUCUAACCCACGAAGAGAUUAAGAUGCUCAUUAAAAGCAAAAAUCCUCUGCUUAUUUCAAAGGCAAUGCUGCGCCAGAAACUAUACAGUAAAUGGAAAGCUAUGAGAUUCGCUGAAGUAAUGUUUGGUCUUCCAGAACCAGAAAAGGAUGACGAAGUUAUUGAUAUAUCAGACUUAAAGGAUGUAUGCAAGGGAACUGCAGUGUGUCGAGGAAUUGUGCAGGCACGAGCUUGCGUUAUUAGAAAUUUAGAUGAGAUUUCUCAGUUACAAAAAGGUGACAUCCUUAUUACUUACAGUACUGAUAUUGGUUGGUCCCCAUAUUUUCCCAUGCUAUCUGGAGUGGUGACGGAACUUGGUGGACUGGUUUCACAUGGUGCUGUUGUAGCAAGAGAGUAUGGUUUGCCCUGCGUAGUCGGCGUCAAGAAUGUGUUAAAAUACUUCAAAACUGGCGACAAAAUCUAUCUGAACGGCAACACUGGUGAACUAGGAAAAGUUUAAUUAAUGUUAGGAUAUUUAUUAUAAUCUACUGUAAUAUUACAAAAUAAAUUAUUUUCUUUA
Diabrotica virgifera virgifera (western corn rootworm) is the source of this 4010-nucleotide messenger RNA. RefSeq lists its product as uncharacterized. Gene Ontology annotation, biological process: phosphorylation. Lineage: Eukaryota; Metazoa; Arthropoda; Insecta; Coleoptera; Chrysomelidae. The record is from RefSeq and is a predicted model, not a curated record. Bases 93 to 3950 code for a protein of 1285 amino acids. Gene Ontology annotation, molecular function: kinase activity; ATP binding. The transcript has 20 exons.